UCAUGUACCCCAACUCAGGUACAGUACACAGGAUACGUUUUAUUUACCCCGUGACUUGCAUGCUACUGGGGCGCACGCUACAUCGUCUUCACCUCCGCACCAUGUCGCCCGCUUCCACUCUCUGGCACGCCGAUUCGUCCGCCGCUCGCCACUCCAGCGUCACUCUCUUCAACGAGUUCCUUCGCUCCACGCGUUCAGCUUUGACGCAGUCGCCCUCCUCGGUGCAUGUGUUCAUGGGAAACGAGGCCGCCGACGCCGACUCCAUCGUCAGUUCACUGAGCUACGCCUUUGUGCACUACCAGCAGCACUCAGAUACGCUACAUGUGCCAGUGAUGCCGAUCCCCCGGUCUGAAUUAGUGCUACGUUGUGACGUUACUGCAUUGUUCCAGGAAUUGGGCGUGGAUACACACGCUCUUGUGUUCGUGGACGAGUUCCCCUGGGGAAUAAAGAGCAGAGUGAAGGUCACACUCAUGGACCAUAACGCACUUAGUAAUAAGAAGAUACCACAGGUUAACGGGCUCCAAGUGGUAGAGAUCGUGGACCAUCACUCGGAUCUGGGCCAGCACUUGGACGCCGAGAAGAGAGAAGUAGCUUUUGCUGAUGGUAACGCACUGGUGGCAUCAACGUGUACGCUGGUUGCCGAGAGGCUGAAGGAAGUUGCGACUCAUGAAGCGCAUAAACUACUAUCGACUAUGCUACUGGGAGUGAUCGCUCUGGACAGCAUCAACUUCGACCCGAAUGCGAAGAAGGUGACGCCGAGAGACGUCAAGGCGGCGGAGAAGCUGGAGGAGAUGGCGUUUGCGAAGAAAGAACCACUGUUUAAAUGGCUACAGGCAGAGAAAUUUAACCCCGCACAUUGGGGAGCAUUUACGCUCGAGAAUUGUCUACAGGUGGACUACAAGGAGUUUACGUUCACGACUGCAACUGGUGCCUCGAAGGUCGUCGGUAUCAGUGCCGUGCUGAUUGACUUGGAAGCUUUUGUGCUUAAGACUAAAGAUGCCACUGCACUGCGUAAAGGAAUGACUGACUACUGUAGGCAGAAUACGCUGUCGUUCCUGGUGGUGAUGACGAUGUUCAUGACGUCCGACAACCAGCGCCACCGCCAGUUGCUCUUCUUUCAAGAAGACGGAGAUGAUGCCAAGCAGUGCAUUGAGUAUAUCAAGACGGAAGCGGUUACGACGGCUACGCCCGAGGAGCUACGCGGAUCAUAG
This is a messenger RNA of Phytophthora nicotianae INRA-310, 1211 nucleotides long. RefSeq lists its product as hypothetical. The record is from RefSeq and is a predicted model, not a curated record. The annotation marks the transcript as partial. The transcript is spliced from 2 exons. Gene Ontology annotation, molecular function: exopolyphosphatase activity. Lineage: Eukaryota; Oomycota; Peronosporomycetes; Peronosporales; Peronosporaceae. Gene Ontology annotation, cellular component: cytoplasm.